Hydra vulgaris (swiftwater hydra) is the source of this 670-nucleotide messenger RNA. RefSeq names its product dolichol-phosphate mannosyltransferase subunit 3. Gene Ontology annotation, cellular component: dolichol-phosphate-mannose synthase complex; endoplasmic reticulum membrane. The record is from RefSeq and is a predicted model, not a curated record. NCBI's taxonomy places the organism in Eukaryota, Metazoa, Cnidaria, Hydrozoa, Anthoathecata, Hydridae. Gene Ontology annotation, biological process: GPI anchor biosynthetic process.
UUCGCAAAGCAAAAAUUUUCAGAGCAAUUUUUGCAAAACAAUUCGGGGAACUAGCCAAAAUUUUAGUAAUCCUCGUAGUUUUCUUUUUAAAUUCCUCUCCCCUUUUUAUUUUUUAAACUUAUAAGCUUGAAAUCGAUCGUCGAAGGUAUCGAUAUCUGCCGUUUUAAUCAGAAAUCCGGCUUAUUUUUCCAUUAAAUACUUUUAAAUUUUGCAAAAAUUGUAGUUGUUUUUAAAUAUUCAAAUAAUGGUUUUUAAUCAAUAGUUGUCAAUUAUUGGUUGUCUACAAUUAUUAAACAGUAAAAAUACAGGCAUCAUAUUGAUAAUUUUUGGAACUACUAUACGCCGCUUGGAAUCAGUUUAAAUAUGACUAAACUAAUACAAUGGCUUCUGUUAAGUGGUGUUUUUGGUAUUUUUUACAUGGCUGCUUUAUUAGAUUUUCUUCCUGUCCAGUUUUCUGAUGAAAAUAAGUUCUUUAUAUUAAUAUCGCCUGUAUUAUUGUUGGCUCUCUUUGGGUUUGUUUCUGUUGUUAUUAUAAUGUACCGUGUUGCAACUUUUAAUGAUUGUAUUGAAGCUGCUAAAGAACUAAAAAGGGAAUGUGAAGAAGCAAAAAAAGAUCUGAUGUCAAAAGGAAUUAAAUUUGAUUGAUUAAAGAAAUAAAAUUAUAGAAAAA